AUGCCGAAGGGCUUCUUUCCAAGUGAUCUCCCUCUGGAUCCGACAAUCGACCUUGAAGCGAGAUCUCGGAGUCUCGACCUGGAACAGCAAGUCGGUGCGCUGAUUACCGAAAGGGACAGCCUCCAGCGAAACAUGGAGAAGCUGGAGAGCGAGAACCGCAAGCUCGUGGACAUUGCGGCCAAGCUAGCUGCAGAGUUCGACCGACGGGCAAGCAGCGGGCUUGACGUGGGCAUGACGGCUCUGGUGUGGGAUUUACAGAUUAGCCAACGGGAUCUCGCGUCCGAAAGGAAGAUAUC
Molecule: messenger RNA, 296 nt
Organism: Aspergillus welwitschiae
Lineage: Eukaryota; Fungi; Ascomycota; Eurotiomycetes; Eurotiales; Aspergillaceae
Exons: 2
Source: RefSeq, a predicted model, not a curated record